Messenger RNA from Vicia faba (fava bean), 504 nucleotides. The record is from the annotation of a GenBank genome assembly. NCBI's taxonomy places the organism in Eukaryota, Viridiplantae, Streptophyta, Magnoliopsida, Fabales, Fabaceae.
AUGUUGAAUGGCAGCAUUCCUACGCAGUUAUGUCAACUCAAGUCCCUCAAAAUUUUGGACCUUUCUAGAAACAAAUUACAUGGCUCGAUACCUCGAUGCAUAGAAAACCUUGAAGGGAUGAUAUUAAAACAACCAGUUUCCAUGCAAUCAUCCAAGUUUAUAGCAGAGGCUCCUCCUCAUAUAUGGUCAAAUGAGUUUCUUACAAACGAAGAUUCCGCACCCUCUCCUAUGGGUGAUGGUUGGUCUGAUCAAGGACUGCAUGGCUUGAACUUGUCUGAAAAUCAAUUGGAAGGAGAAAUUCCUCAAUUGAUAGGAAACAUGAAAUCAUUAGAAUCAUUGGACAUAUCUCAUAACCAACUUUCCGGCAAAAUUCCCAAUACCAUGUCUGCUAUAACUUCAUUGAGUUUUUUAAACCUAUCUCACAAUAAUUUUUCCGGACCAUUUCCUAAAGAUAAUCAGUUUUCAACUUUUAAUGACCCGCCUAAUUAUGCUUACAACCCAUAA